This is a messenger RNA of Zasmidium cellare ATCC 36951, 549 nucleotides long. RefSeq lists its product as uncharacterized. The transcript is spliced from 2 exons. The record is from RefSeq and is a predicted model, not a curated record. Lineage: Eukaryota; Fungi; Ascomycota; Dothideomycetes; Mycosphaerellales; Mycosphaerellaceae. The coding region runs from base 1 to 549 and encodes 182 amino acids.
AUGUUGAAGAUAUGGAGCAUGAAACAGCAGCAGCAGAAGAGUGAGGCAGCAUCGGGUCAGGGCAAGAAGAAGAAGGUCACGGCCGCCCAGCUGCGAGUUCAGAAAGAUCUCUCCGAACUCUCCCUCGGUAGCACGAUGAAAACACACUUCCCCAACGCCGACGACAUCCUCAACUUCACCCUCACGCUGCAACCGGACGAAGGCCUCUACAAAGGCGGCAUCUUCAACUUCACCUUCGCCAUCAGCCAGAACUUCCCGCACGAACCGCCCAAAGUCAAAUGCAAAGAGAAGAUCUACCACCCCAACAUCGACCUCGAGGGCAACGUGUGUCUGAACAUCCUGCGCGAGGACUGGAAGCCGGUCCUCAAUCUGAACGCGGUGAUUGUGGGGCUGCAGUUUUUGUUUCUGGAGCCGAAUGCCAGCGAUCCGUUGAAUAAGGAUGCCGCGAAUGAUUUGAUGAUGGAUCGCGAUCGGUUUAAGAGGAAUGUGAGGAGUGCCAUGGCCGGCGGGGCUGUUAAGGGGGAGAGCUUUGAUCGGGUUAUGAAGUAG